Homalodisca vitripennis (glassy-winged sharpshooter) is the source of this 1042-nucleotide messenger RNA. RefSeq lists its product as uncharacterized. Bases 182 to 1042 code for a protein of 286 amino acids. The transcript has a single exon. Gene Ontology annotation, cellular component: nucleus; transcription regulator complex. Gene Ontology annotation, molecular function: DNA binding. The record is from RefSeq and is a predicted model, not a curated record. NCBI's taxonomy places the organism in Eukaryota, Metazoa, Arthropoda, Insecta, Hemiptera, Cicadellidae. Gene Ontology annotation, biological process: regulation of transcription by RNA polymerase II.
UUUCAAACAUCUCCGUAGUAGGCUGCGGUAUGUGUAUCACAACUAAUUUAUUCCAAAUUGCUUUGCAUACUUCAAUAACAAUAAUGGCUACUCGACUUUUGGAAAUCCUGAACGUAAAUGCAAGCUGCCUGAAUCUCAUUCCCGUUAUUAAGUACCUGUAACAAACAAAUAUAACAAUAUCAUGAAAAUACUUUUCACUAGUAGGUUAGGCCUAUUUUUAUUUAUUUUUUUUGUUACAGGCGAGACUGUGAAAGGCAAAUGGAAAAAUUUAAGGGACACGUUUCGCAGGGAAUUGAAGAAAGUCCCUGGUUAUCGGUCCGGAAGUGACGGUGACCAAGCCCCCAAAUACACUGGACAUUGGCCAUAUUUUGAAAGGAUGCUGUUCCUCAGAGGUGUAAUGACGCCAAGGCCUACUGAUUCUAACAUGUCAGUUACUGAUGAAGAGCGAAAUGAAAAUAACAUUGAUACCAUAACCCACGAAUCCGAUCCUGAUGACCCUGGUAAUUCAAUUCAAUCUCAUGUUGAUGAUGUUGAUGUCGGUAGCAAUUCAGAAGUUUCACGGUCCGUUAAAAAUCUAUAUACUAGCAACAAUGACCAGGUACAAACGGCACCUUAUAUAUCUAAAAGACGUAAAUUAACUGGUUCAGAGCAAUUUAAGGCUGAUAUUUUGGCCCUAGAGGCUAAAAAGAUUAACAUGCUCGAAAAAGACAGUGACCAGAAUGAUGACGAUUUAAAUUUCUUCAAGUCAUUGCUGCCACAUAUGAAAACUCUACCAGCAGUAAAUAAAUUAUUUUUCCGCAGUAAAGUUCAGAACAUGCUUGCUGAGGAAAUGAUGAACGCCAACCGGCCCCAUUACGCUACAUUUCCAAAUAUAUUUGUUCGUACUACUCCACAAACGCCAGUAACUACGCCAGAAACUAUUUCUCAUGCUACUACUAGUUCAGGAAGGACGCCAGCAAGUACGCCUGACGUAAUUGUACAUCAAGAUCUUAACACAGACGAGACUCAAUCUCAAUCUAUCUGGCUAUGGAAUUUAAAUUGA